GCGUUGAUAACGAACAUCAGUACAAGUGUUGGUGGCGGCGGUGGUGCACCGGCAGCCGGAGGUGCUCCAGCAGCAGAAGCGGCGCCAGCAGCUGCAGCACAAGAGGCAAAGGAAGAAAAGAAGGAAGAGCCGAAAGAGGAGUCCGAUGAGGACAUGGGUUUUGGUCUUUUUGACUGA
Gongylonema pulchrum is the source of this 177-nucleotide messenger RNA. Lineage: Eukaryota; Metazoa; Nematoda; Chromadorea; Rhabditida; Gongylonematidae. The record is from the annotation of a GenBank genome assembly.